UAGGAUUAGACUGAGGGAAUCCUUUCCCUGUUCCCAAAGCAUGCCUAGAUAGGCUUUACUGUGUUUCCCCUCUUUCUAUCCUGUUUACGUCACAUCCCUUACUUUGAUGUUAGUAGAAAUGUGAAUCUUCAGGGACACUAACUUCCCAUUGGUCAGAAUGUUUUAUUGCCCCAAUAAACUGGACCAUGAGGUCGGAACCAUUUUGGUUCAGUCUCUUCCUCUUUGUCCUUCAAGCUUAACAACAGCAUCUUGCUGUCCCUCCAGGCAAGAUGUGACUAGAUGUUUGUUAUUUUUACCUUUUCUUAUUUACGUUUCACUUAUCCAUGGAAUUUUGGGAAAUUUUCAAAGUUUUUAUAAAGAACUUUUUUUAUAAAAAAAAAACUACAAGAGCUAGCUCCUUGAAUUCUCUAUACAAUGACACAAGAUAACAAGAGACCACUCUCCCCAACUUUCACACACACACACACACACAUACACAUAACACACCAUAACACCUAUCUCAUUGAAUGUCUGUCAUAUUAACCAAUAGAAUUUCCAUUUAGGGAUUUCUUCGCUGAAAAUGAAACUGACUUUGGGAGACUUCCGAGGUUUACAAAAUGCAAACAAAAAAGUAUUGGAAAAAUGUCAAGAUGACUACAAAGCAGUCUCAGCAAGUGACCAAAAAUUCAGCAUUUCUGAGGAAGGAAGUGAUAAAAAAUCCAACACUUCUAAGGAAGGAAGCGAUCAAAGCUUUGGCAGCACUGAGGAAGCAAGUGAGAAAGAUUCCCAUAACUCUGAGGAACGUACAUCAUUGUGUUCAUCCAGCAGUUCUGGCAGCACCGAAACAGGAAGCUAUCAAAGCUUCGGCAGCACUGAGGAAGCAAGUGAGAAAGAUUCCCAUAACUCUGAAGAACGUACAUCAUUGUGUUCAUCCAGCAGUUCUGGCAGCACCGAAACAGGAAGCUAUCAAAGCUUCGGCAGCACUGAGGAAGCAAGUGAGAAAGAUUCCCAUAACUCUGAAGAACGUACAUCAUUGUGUUCAUCCAGCAGUUCUGGCAGCACCGAAACAGUGUAACUGGCGCUCCAUGCAGUCAUGCCAGUGGCCACAUGACCUUGGAAACGUCUACGGACAACGCCGGCUCUUCAGCUUUGAAACAGAGAUGAGCACCAACCCC
Molecule: messenger RNA, 1154 nt
Organism: Anolis carolinensis (green anole)
Lineage: Eukaryota; Metazoa; Chordata; Lepidosauria; Squamata; Anolidae
Product: secreted protein C-like
Exons: 14
Coding region: 560-1054 (164 amino acids)
Source: RefSeq, a predicted model, not a curated record